CGCAACAGAAAGGAAAGCAGCGCUCGAGCUCUCAAUCACCCGUUUCCACCCCGCAUCGAUCAACAGCCGUCGGCGGGGAGAGAGAAAGAGAGAGAGAGAGAGAGAGAGAGAGAGAGAGAGAGAGAGAGAGAGAGGAAGAGAGAAAAAGAGAGAGAACGGAGGGGGGGAGACAGGGGAGAAAGAGAUUUGCAGCUGCCGCAGUGAGCUCGCGACUAACACGGCGGCUUUCCAGCGUUCGUCUGUCCCGACCUGACGACGCACCGAUCACCCAGCAGCCUACAUCUAAUCAGCACCGGAGCUCGUGCUUGUCUUCUCCACGCGACGGGGAACGAGACAGACAGGGACGGAGUGAGCGAGCGAGCGACUGAGUCGGGGGGAGCUCUCAAGAGCGGGGAAGAGAGGUGCCGACCCUUCCUCGCGCACAUUUCGGAUAGGAGUCUGGCGUCUGCGGUGAAGGACUAGUGAGGGGUGAACACUCCAAAAUCAACAGAACAGAGUUACUACCUGGGUCCUCUAGAGGGGGGCUGGCCACACAGGUGCCUGAGGAAAAAUGAUGCAGGUGUGGACACUCUUCACUCCUCCACCACCAGAGGGUGCUGUUGACACCUGCCCUGAGCCCGCUCUAUCGUCUAGGACUUCAGACGGUCACAUCCUAAACCUUUGGCUCUGUCCUAAGCCAAGACUUCAGGCAGCUGAGUUCUAAGCCACAGGUGGUGGCGUGCCAAACAGCAGCUGGCUGUAUCCUUCUCCAGGACUUCAAGAAUCUCCGGGUUCAUUGAAUUCAAAAUGGAAUUUUAGAACCUCACAUUGUUACGGAAUAGAAUCUUGGGUUAGAAUGUUCAAAAGUGCCCUGCUGAGGGUUUAGAGACCAUGUGACCGCUCCACAGAGAGACCACACAAUGACCACCCUGCAGAGAGGCCCACUGGAGCAACACUCCGGAGUCGCUCGCGUCACGCCUGAACCCGACAGCCGACUCACAGGAGCAUGACCCUGACGCCGCGCAGUGGAGGCACACACAGGAAGUGACACAGGAAGUGACCCCAUUGGUCCGUCAGCUAAAUCCUUCCCCUCACGGAGCUGCGACUCGGGGGACGUUUUUCACCUGACCAGCCAAGUGUGUGUGUGUGACGCUGCCACCAGGUCCUGGGUCGCCAAGGCAACACCUCGCCAUGCAUCCCACGGGCCCUGUGGAGGGCACGAGGUCGUUUCCACGGCGAUCGCCGGCCGGCACGCAGGCGGAGAGGAGGCGGAGCCUGUUGAGCUGGUGGGCGUCGGCCGGGGCGGUGGCGCUGGUGCUUGCGUUGUCGUGGACGCCGGGUUGCCGCGGCGACUGCUGGCUGAUCGAGGGGGAGAAGGGCUUCGUGUGGCUGGCCAUCUGCAGCCAGAACCAGCCGCCGUUCGAGUCCAUCCCGUUGCACAUCAACAGCACCAUCGUGGACCUGCGGCUCAACGAGAACAAGAUCCGCUCCGUCCUGUACGCCUCGCUCAGCCGCUUCGCCAACCUCACCUACCUCAACCUCACCAAGAACGACAUCUCCUACGUGGAGGAUGGGGCCUUCUCAGCGCUCUUUAACCUGCAGGUGCUGCAGAUGGGCUUUAACCGGCUGCGUAACCUGACGGAGGCCAUGCUGCGGGGCCUGGGGAAGCUGCAGUACCUGUACCUGCAGGCCAACCUCAUCGAGUCCGUCAGCGCCAACGCCUUCUGGGAAUGCCUGGAUCUAGAGAAUGUGGACCUGUCCAUGAACCGCCUGCAGGUACUGGACGGCGGCACGUUCCAUGGGCUGCCCAAGCUGAGCACGUGCGAGGUCUACUCUAACCCGUUCAGCUGCACCUGCGAGCUCCUGGGCUUCCUGCGUUGGCUGGCCAACUUCCCCAACCGCACGCGCGAGCGCAUGGCCUGCGACUCUCCGCCCGGUUUCCACGGCUACAGCCUGCUCAGCCAGAACCCGCGCAUGCCCACCUACCGGAACGCCUUCCACGCUCUCAAGACGGUCUGCACGGACGACCCCCGCAGCGGCGGACCCGGCGCCAACACCUACCUGUUCGGACCCGGUGGGGUCGGGGGAGUGGCCGGGGGAGGAGGGAUUCCCGGCGGCGGCCAAUCGCGUUGCGAGGAGUGCGCUUCGGGGUCCCCGCCUCCUCCGGACGAGCCAAUCAGCACGAGUCGCGUGAACCUGGGUCCGGGGCUGGUGGGAGGCGGCGGAUCUGGCUCCGGGCCAGUGAUGACCCUGAAGGACCUGAGCACGACGCUGCAAGGCCACACGGCCGUGGUCUCGGUCCACAUCCCCGACCCGUUCCGCAAGAUGUACGUGCUGGUGCAGUACAACAACAGCUUCUACACCGACAUCCAGCCGCUGAAGCUGCCGCGCGAGGAGCUGGAGCUGUCGCGCCUGCGGCCGCACACCGACUACACCUACUGCGUGGUGUCCGUGCGCAACGCGCUGCGCUUCAACGAGACGUGCCUGACCAUCCCCACGGGGCCCCGCGCGGUGCGCGAGCGUCUGCCCGGCGAGUCCAACGCCACGCACUACAUCAUGACGUUGCUGGGCACGCUGUUCGGAAUGCUGCUGGCGCUCGGCGCCGCCUGGCACUGCGUGCGGAGGAAGAGGAGGGAGGAGGAGCGCAGCCGCAAGCUCAGCCAGAUGAAGAGGAGUCUGAUGGAGCUGCGCUACGGGGGCCAGGCCGAGGGCGCGGUCGGGGGCGGACCCGGGGGAGGAGACGACAGGGGGUCCGUGCACAGGAUGCCCCCCAUGGAGGCGUACCAGCUGCAGCUGCAGGAGGUGAUGAUGGACACGCCCCUCAGGGGAGGAGGGCCCUCUGGCGCCCCCAAGGGGAACUACAUGGAGGUGCGUCGGGAGGAGCCCAUUCCGGCGUCGCAGCUGUGCGACCCCGAGCAGGAGCGGGGGGGGGCGCCGACGACGACGGACAUCCUGGGGCCGGAGGACGUCGGAGCGCAGGGUUCCGUGGCGGAGAUCUCCACCAUCGCCAAGGAGGUGGACAAGGUCAACCAGAUCAUCACCAACUGCAUCGACGCGCUCAAGUCAGAGUCCACGUCCUUCCAGGCGCCGCCGCCCCCCGGGCUCGUCUCCAUGGCGACCGGCGGCGACCCUCAGCUGGUGAUGUCGACGACCUCGACGUCCACGGGGUCGGACCGACGCUGCUCCCCGUCGUCCCUUAGCGGACGCGCAGGCGUCUUCCUGUCUCCCGCCUACAAGGGCCGAAGCCCCGCCUCCCGUCCCGCCCUCCAGCGACACCACAGCGUGGAGGCCCCUCCCAUGAAGCGUGGCUCCGCCUCCUCCGGAGGUUCCCUGCGCUCGCCCCGCUCGCUGCGCUCGGUUGCCACGGUGACACCCGCCACGGUCAUCAUGCGCGCCUCUGAGGCUGAGCGCCUCCACGCCGAACACCACCGCCACUCCUACCCCGGCCCCGCCCACUCCCCGCCUCUUCGCUCCGCCCCUCUCCCGCUUGACCCCUCCCACCAGCGCGGCCGCCCCGCAAUCCUGGAGCCGCUAUCGAUACCACGGCAGCGUGAGCUCGCCUAUUCCCAGCUGUCACCGGAUGACUACCCGGAUUAUCAGGAGCCCUACCAGGAGGAGUUCCAGGACUAUCCAGAUGGGGGCAGCAGUGAGGGGUCCAGCAGCCCGGAGAUGUCCUGUGGCGGCGCGCUGGGCCUGUGGGAACGAUUCCGCUUCCACCGCAAGCGCCAGCGGCACCACCAGGGCGGCGACGAGUACCUGGCCGCGGGCCAUGCCCUCCGCCGCAAGGUGCAGUUCGCCCGCGACGAGGACCUCCACGACAUCCUGGACUACUGGAAGGGCGUCUCCGCCCAGCAGAAGGCCUGAGGGGGGAGUGUGCACACACACAUGUGCCCCCCCCCCCCACACACACACACACACAAACACACACAGACAAUCUUUGUUCGAGAGGAGGAUUUCUGCGACAUCCUCUUCAAGGACCACUUCAAGAGGGUGUCUGGCCAGAAGGCCUGAGAUGAAACACAUAUAUUUAAACACACCCACGCUUACACACACACACACACACACACACACACAUACACAUUUACACAAACACA
Molecule: messenger RNA, 4073 nt
Organism: Alosa sapidissima (American shad)
Lineage: Eukaryota; Metazoa; Chordata; Actinopteri; Clupeiformes; Clupeidae
Gene: elfn1b
Product: extracellular leucine-rich repeat and fibronectin type III domain containing 1b
Exons: 6
Coding region: 1171-3843 (890 amino acids)
Cellular component (GO): plasma membrane
Molecular function (GO): protein binding
Source: RefSeq, a predicted model, not a curated record